AUGGCAGUGUUCCUGCCGCAUCUAAUGUCGGCACCCUUGCUUCCUCUUGCGAUCCUCGCUAUCACAGUCCUGGUAUUGUCCACCUUGGCAGCAGCUGAUACCACAGUUCAGGCACGGCAGGAACAGCGCCAAAAGGAAGAGAGCGGAGAGGCCGUUGCCCUUACCAAGACCCAUGCGGUCGGCUUUGGGUUCCUGGCAAGCAUAGGACUCUUGGCUAUGUGGAUGUGGUCCAAUGUUCUAGUGUACAUGAGUCUUCUGACAUUCGGCCUGGGAUCUUUUGUCAGCAUCCAGCAGUGCAUGCCCAACAUCAUGAAGCGACUUGGAUUAGGAAGGGGCCAUCAAUGGCACCACAUGGCUGUCGCUGGACUCCUGGUAGUGUCGUGGUUCUGGCACAGGAACUCUAGAUACUCAUGGAUCUUUCAGGACAUUUUAGGCGGGUUCACGAUCACCUUGAUGCUGAAAGUGCUGAAGGCUCCGUCCAUGUCCUCGCCAACACUCCUGCUCUUGACGGCGUUUGUCUACGACGUCUUCUUCGUCUUCGUGACGCCGUAUUUGACUAAAUCUGGAGAGUCAAUCAUGGAGGCAGCAGCUACAGGAGCUGCCAUGACCGUUAAGGAAACUAUACCCAUGCUCUUCCGCAUCCCCAGUUUCUCGCCAAAUGGAGGGGAAGCCAUGCUUGGAUUCGGCGAUGUGGUCUUGCCAGGGAUCUUGAUCACUUUCUUGAAGGAGUGCGAUGCCAGAUUAGAAGAAGAUCAGUGCUUGGUUGGGCUAGCUACCUCUAUGACUGGGCGGACAGAUCUCUUGUCGAUACCAAAGCCGAUGCCUUCGCCGCUAUACAUCAGCAGGAAAAGCUGGUGGAGUCGUCGUUGGGGCUAUCAUCUGACGGCCGUUUUGGGAUAUGCAUUGGGUCUCGAGGUGACUUUUGUGGCAAUGAUGUGGAGCGGGAAAGGCCAGCCAGCACUAUUAUACCUUGUACCAUGUACAUUGCUGCCAGCGAUACUCCUUGCGUCCAAGCGGCAUGAGCUCUCAUUGCUGUGGCAUGGUUGGGAUGAGCUGGAGAGCGAGACGAUGUUGCUGGACCUGGGCACGGACAUCGAUGCAGAGGAUGAACACGAGGGCGAGAAGAUAACAUCGGUAGUGUCCCAGGACCGAAUGCAGGGCAAAGUCUCUUUGGAGCCCUCAAGUGAGAUACUGAUUUGA
Messenger RNA from Gamsiella multidivaricata, 1200 nucleotides. RefSeq names its product signal peptide peptidase-domain-containing protein. The record is from RefSeq and is a predicted model, not a curated record. Lineage: Eukaryota; Fungi; Mortierellomycota; Mortierellomycetes; Mortierellales; Mortierellaceae. The transcript is spliced from 4 exons. Gene Ontology annotation, biological process: membrane protein proteolysis. Bases 1 to 1200 code for a protein of 399 amino acids. Gene Ontology annotation, cellular component: lysosomal membrane; lumenal side of endoplasmic reticulum membrane; cytoplasmic side of endoplasmic reticulum membrane. Gene Ontology annotation, molecular function: aspartic endopeptidase activity, intramembrane cleaving.